UCGGUGGCUUAUUAGAGCACAUUAAAGGGAGCGUGGUCUGUCGCCGUGGGCCGCCGCAGCAUCAGACCACCGAUCUCACCAUGAGUGUGCAAGAUGCCGUCGACGCUUCAGAGCACUAUGAGGUGCACAAUACAGACGAUAUCCCGUCGCUCUGCACCAUCAUAAUCGACACGAAUCCGCGCGCAUGGGCAGCCCUUGCCGACGUCCUCCCAAUCUCCAAGGCGAUAGCAAAUGUACUCAUCUUCGUCAACGCCCACCUGGCCUUCAGCAACUCCAACCAAGUUGCGCUCAUAGCGGCACAUACCAACCGAGCAGUUUGGCUCUACCCAGCAGCGCCGAAGCCGGCACAGUCACACUCGGGGGAUGUCGACAUGCAGGAUGCUAGCAACGGCACCAAGUCCGCUUCAGACAUCAAAUCCUCCUCAGCGAACAAAUACCCACAGUUUGCCCAAAUCGAGAACUCCGUCCUCACCUCUCUCCGGGCGCUCAUCGACGACACCACCGCCGCCGACCUCUCCGCGACGACACCCCAAAUAUCAGGCGCCCUCACCCUCGCCCUCGCCCAUAUCAACAAAACGGCGCUCUCCUUUACCGCCUCGGCCACCGCAGCCAACGCCACCGCGACUGGCGCCCCCAAGACAGCGGGCACGGCAGUCGGCGCAGCCCCCGUGGCAAGCACGUCCACAAGCGCCGGCGGCCUCGCGGGCCUCCACGCCCGCAUCCUGAUCAUCUCGGUCAGCGACAGCUCGCCGGCGCAGUACAUCCCCACCAUGAACGCCGUCUUCGCUGCGGCGCACGCCCGCAUCGCCAUCGACACGCUCUCCCUGCGAGGCAGCGCCACCUUCCUCGAGCAGGCCAGCUUCAUCACGCGGGGCACCUUCGUCCGCGCCGCAGAACCCCAGGGCCUGCUGCAGUACCUCAUGUUCGGUUUUGGCAGCGGCAGCGCCCCGUCCAAUCCGGCGGGCGGCGGCGGCGGCGGCGGCGCGGGCAAAACGAAGGAGCCCGCCGCCAAAUCCCAAGCCGCAGCUAACACCGCCAACACCACCAACGGGCCAGUGUCAGGAUCAGGAUCAGGAGGAGGAGGAGGCAGACCCAAGACGGUGCAGCUCGGCGCGGGCGCGAACGUGGCCGACCUGCUGGUCACGCCGAGCGCCGACGCAGUCGAUUUCCGCGCGGCCUGCUUCUGCCACCGCAACGUGGUCGACAUCGGCUUCGUGUGCUCCGUCUGCCUGAGCAUCUUCUGCGAGGUGCCCGAGGACGCGGAGUGUCUGACGUGCGGGACGAAGCUGGCGCUGGGGAGCUACGGGAAGAAACCUGUCGUGGUUGAUGGCGCGGGGAGGAAUGACCACCAGAGAAGGACCGGCGUGAAUGGUCAGACUUGAAGAAGACCGGCGAGAAAGCUGUUGACGGAAGGCCCGAGUGGAGCGGAGAGGUGGGAGGGAAA
Molecule: messenger RNA, 1444 nt
Organism: Chaetomium strumarium
Lineage: Eukaryota; Fungi; Ascomycota; Sordariomycetes; Sordariales; Chaetomiaceae
Product: transcription factor Tfb4-domain-containing protein
Exons: 2
Coding region: 81-1382 (433 amino acids)
Biological process (GO): regulation of DNA-templated transcription; nucleotide-excision repair
Cellular component (GO): transcription factor TFIIH core complex; transcription factor TFIIH holo complex
Source: RefSeq, a predicted model, not a curated record